This is a messenger RNA of Glycine soja, 2817 nucleotides long. RefSeq lists its product as uncharacterized. NCBI's taxonomy places the organism in Eukaryota, Viridiplantae, Streptophyta, Magnoliopsida, Fabales, Fabaceae. The record is from RefSeq and is a predicted model, not a curated record. The transcript has 5 exons. Bases 1 to 2817 code for a protein of 938 amino acids.
AUGGAAGACAUGAUACGUGAUCUUGCGCAAGAGGGAUUUUUGGAAGCUCAUGCACCCUAUUAUGAAGAUUUGGAAACAGAUUCCAAGUUAUCGUUGUACUUCGGGUGCACAACUUUCACUCGGUUAUCUGCAGUGCUAGCUUUGGUCAACUUGAAGGCUAGAUUUGGGUGGAGUGACAAAAGUCUGACUGAGUUGCUUGUCUUAUUGAAGAAUAUGCUUCCCAAUGAUAACAAGUUACCAAAUAGUCACUACGAGGCUAAGAAGAUAUUAUGUCCUGUGGGUCUGGAGUACAAGAUGAUUCAUGCUUGCCAUAAUGAUUGCGUGUUGUACAGAAAAGAGUUUGCCGAAUUGCGGAAUUGCCCAACAUGUGGGGUAUCACGAUACAAACAAAAUGACGGGGAAUACACUGAUGAUGUAGCCACAUCCAACCCUCGUCCAACAAAGGUUUGUUGGUACCUUCCAAUUAUACCAAGGUUUAAGCGAUUGUUUGCUACUGCACACGAUGCUUCUAACCUUAAAUGGCAUGCAAUUGACAGAAUAAAUGAUGGGUUUCUCCGACAUCCAGCUGAUUCUCCACAGUGGAAGACAAUUGAUAACUUGUAUCCUGAAUUUGGAGCGGAACCAAGAAACCUUCGACUUGGUCUUGCUUCGGAUGGCAUGAAUCCAUUUGGUAACUUGUCCAUUAAUCACAGUUCAUGGCCUGUUUUGCUAAUGAUUUACAACCUUCCUCCUUCGUUAUGCAUGAAGCGCAAAUACAUUAUGUUGUCUAUGAUGAUAUCGGGUCCAAGACAGCCAGGAAACGAUAUUGAUGUGUACCUUACUCCUUUGAUUGGAGACAUGCGCAAGUUGUGGGUAGACGGGGUUGAUGUGUAUGAUGCAAAUCAGGGUAAGACUUUCAGGUUGCAUGCGAUGAUAUUUUGCACCAUCAAUGACUUUCCAGCUUAUGGGAAUUUGAGUGGAUAUAGUGUGAAAGGUCACCAGGCUUGUCCAAUUUGUGAGCAAAACACAAGUUUCAUCCAACUUAAACAUGGGAAGAAGACAGUUUAUACACGACAUCGUAGGUUUUUAAAACAUUAUCACCCUUAUCGACGAUUGAAGAAAGCAUUUAAUGGUAGCCAAGAGACUGAAGAACCCCCAGAACCGUUAGCUCCCCAUGAAGUGUAUGAUCGGGUGAAAGACAUCGUAACUGUUUUUGUGGUUGUGCGUGGUAUUUUGCCUAAAAAGGUAAGGGUUGCGAUCAACCGCUUGUGCUUUUUCUUUAAUGCAAUCUGUCGUAAGGUCAUUGACCCAAAACAAUUGGAUGAUUUGGAGAACGAGGCAGCCAUUAUCCUAUGUCAAUUAGAAAUGUACUUUCCUCCAUCGUUUUUUGACAUCAUGGUUCACUUAAUUGUUCAUCUUGUACGUGAGAUUCGGUUGUGUGGGCCCGUGUUUUUACGAUGGAUGUAUCCAGUUGAACGUUACAUGAAGGUGUUGAAAGGAUAUACAAAAAAUCUAUAUCGACCAGAGGCUAGCAUUGUUGAACGAUACGUUGUUGAGGAAGCUAUUGAGUUUUGUUCACAAUAUAUAGAAAUGGCUACACCAGUGGGACUUCCUCAAAGUCGUCAUGGCUCCACCAUGGAAGGUAGGGGCACACGGGGGUUCAAUGUUGUAACCAUGGAUCGCCAACAGUUGGCACAAGCUCAUCUAUAUGUAUUACACAACACAGCUGAGGUAAUCCCUUACAUAGAUGCUCACAAACAACAUCUGUGUCGUAUUCACCCAAAAAUGAACAUGAUGAGGUUGUUGCAAGAGCACAAUAGAACUUUCAUAUCAUGGUUUAGACAAACAAUCUUCGCCGAUGACAGUGCUUCAGACACAUUAAGAUUGCUAGUUGUGGGUCUAAAUAUGAAUGUUCCAACUUGGAAGGGAUAUGAUAUCAAUCAAUAUUCUUUCUACACAAAGUCCCAGGAUGAUAAAAGUAGUGUGCAGAAUAGCGGGGUCAGUGUUGAUGGUCAAUCAGAGCACUUUUGUAGUGCUGCUGACAAUAAUCCCAUUGAAGCUUGCAUGCCUUACUAUGGAGUCAUUGAAGAGAUUUGGGAGGUUGAUUACGGUGAAUUUAGAGUACCUCUUUUCAAAUGUAAGUGGGUCAAUGGAAACACAGGUGUGCGUAAAGACAAAAUGGGAUUCACUUUAGUAGACCUUAAAAAAGUUGGUUACAAGGACGACCCAUUCAUAAUGGCAGCGCAAGCUCGACAAGUGUUUUAUGUAGAAGAUCCAUGCGACUCUAGAUGGGCAGUGGUUUUGCAAGGGAGAACAAUUUGUAUCGGUCACCAUGUUGAUGGAUCAACACUUGAUGUCACUGACAUGCUAUCUUUCUCCAAAGAUAUGCCUUCAAGUACUGUUGAACAAGAAGAGGAUGAUGUAUAUGCAAAUCGUACUGAUCAUGACGAGGGUUUAUGGGAGAACAUUCGUACGGCCAUGGAAACACCACCACCGUCCCCGCCACAAUCAGAAAACCCUCCUGAGGUUACUUCGAAAAGGACAAGACAAUCCACGAGGCUCAGAAGUUUGACGUUUAGAUGCUUAGAUGGCCCAUGGCCAGUUGUGAACGUGAAUCCGGCUACAGGUAGAGGGUCAGGGCCUCAUAAAGAGAUAUUUCACAGUUAUUUAGGGGUUGUCGCAAGGGAAAAAGUUCCUAUUGUACACACGAAUUGGAAUGUUGUCCCCGACAAUCUAAAGAGCUUAAUAUGGAAAGAUAUUUUGCGCAAAUUUGAUAUCCCUGAAGGUCAACAAAUAUCUGAUCCUACAGCCAAGUAUGGCCUUGAUCCAGAAACAUAG